Molecule: messenger RNA, 873 nt
Organism: Aspergillus alliaceus
Lineage: Eukaryota; Fungi; Ascomycota; Eurotiomycetes; Eurotiales; Aspergillaceae
Product: UbiE/COQ5 family methyltransferase
Exons: 4
Coding region: 1-873 (290 amino acids)
Molecular function (GO): methyltransferase activity
Source: RefSeq, a predicted model, not a curated record
AUGUGCGACGAUACCUACAGCUUCGUCCAGUCCCGCUACGGCGACAUUGCCAAGCAGAGUAACAACGCCCAGCAACACGAUAAAGAAGAGGAAAUUGCUAGGGCGUUUGGCUACAGUGCGGAAGAUCUCAGUUCGCUGCCAGAGAAGUCUAAUCUUGGUUUGAGUUGUGGAAACCCGGUGGGAUUUGCCAAUGUGAAAGAGGGGGAGACAGUUCUAGACCUAGGCAGCGGCAGCGGUAUUGACGUCCUCCUGGCGGCUCGUAGAGUCGGGCCCAAUGGACAGGCCAUCGGCGUUGAUAUGACAAAAAGUAUGGUCGAACUCGCCGAGAAAAAUACCCGAGAGGCAAAGCUCUCCAAUGCAAAAUUUAUCGAAGCAAAUAUCAACUCCAUACCGCUGCCAGACUCUAGCGUCGACUGCAUCAUUAGUAACUGUGUCAUCAAUCUUGUCCCGCCUACCGACAAAGCGGCCGUUUUUAAAGAGAUCGCUCGCCUACUGAAGCCCGGCGGAAGGAUCGCGGUCAGCGAUAUUCUAGCUAGAAAGCCACUGCCAGAUUAUAUUACUAAAAACAUGGCGCUGUAUGUAGGGUGUGUUGCUGGUGCUAGUCAGGUUGGGAUGUAUGAGGAGUAUCUUAGGCAGGCUGGAUUCGAAGGCACGUACACCGCUAUAAAGAGAGCCUUGAAUACUAAUUUGGUGCUAGGUGUGUUCAUUAUUGAUGCGAGGUCAGACCUUAACCUCUAUAAAGGGUCUUUGUAUUUGCCUCAGAACUCGUGCUGUGGCGGCAGGUUUGGGCAUAAGGAGGCUGCGAGUGAUGUUGCGGAGUUGGAUUUUAAUGAGUGGGUCGGUUCUUUUCAGAUCUAUGCUAUCAAGGCAUAG